UGCUUUAAAUUUAAAAUACAUUAUAAUAAUUAUUGUACCUGUUAAGAGUGGCGUAGCUCAGCCAAUACAGGUAUUCCUAUUUGGUUAACAAAUGCCAAACACUUGACUCACCAACUUCAACAUUCAAGCCGAGUUCAUUGGACAUGCAGAAUUCAUAAUUCAGUAAGUAGGAGAAGACAAAUGUAACACACUAAGUUUAUGACAUAUCCUACUCAUGUUCUCACUCAGGGCAUCGAAUUCAGUAACCCCGUCCCUCCAAAUCUGUGUCGGUGGUUCAGCAUCGAUAACUGAAAUCCUUGGGUAAACACAUUCGUCUUGAAUGGAUUAAUCAAGAAUUGAAUAUAGAAUCGGUUUACCCGGCUGAGGAAAACGGCGAGCAUAGUCUUCUUCCAAGGAGGAUUCCACUCAACUUAAGAUUCUCAUCCAAGGUCAUAACUAAACAUCACCAACAAGAAGAAUUCCAUGUAUUAGUUUUUCCUGAUUCUUAUUUCUAGAUGUUGAACCGAGGGAAUUUCACGUCGAUUAUUGCUCAAAGUCCGUUGAGGGCAAAGAUGCCCAAGGACGAUGAGGAUGAGGAGAAAGAUGAAAUUCACAAACCCAAGAGAGUGAGGUUUGCUGCCAACGACAUACAUCAUGAAGUCGACGAGGAACCUGAUGAAGAAAAGCCUAUAAGACGUAAAGUACCUUCCUAUAUUAUUGGGCAUCCUCUAGCCGAUUAUGAUGCUACUGAAGGAUCGCGUCCUUCAGAAGAAACGUAUAUUGUUCUUAGUACCAGGCUAACAUCGAGUAGUUACCAGGCCUACAGGUAUAACCUUGGUGCGUCACUAUGGUGCUUGAGUCCUGUCAAUCCAUUGCGCAUUCUUACUAUUCGUAUAGUAACACAUCCAUUUUUCGAGAUGUUUGUAAUGGUUGUCAUUCUUGUGAACUGCAUAAUAUUAGCAUUAAAUGACCCACCCGAAGAAGCGGAAUACAUAUUCACUGCUAUUUACACAUUAGAAAUGCUGCUUAAGAUCAUUUCUCGCGGUUUCAUACUUCAUACGUAUGCUUACUUAAGAGACUCGUGGAACUGGCUUGACUUUAUAGUUGUAUUCUUAAGCUAUCUAUCAAUUGCUCCAAACAUCGCCAGUUUCUCUGGAAUACGAACAUUACGUGUUUUACGAGCGUUCCGAACAAUAUCAGCAUUAAAAGGGUUACGUACCAUGGUCAAUAGUCUACUAAGAUCGCUCAAGCUUCUGACUGACGUCUUGGUUUUGUUUAUGUUUUCAUUAUGUGUACUUGCUCUAAUUGGUUUGCAACUGUUUUCUGGUGAAUUAAGGAACAAAUGUGUACAAUUGCCUUUACCAAACACGUCAAUAGAAUAUGUUCGCUAUAUUAACAAUGCAAGUAACUGGUACUCUCGUGAUGACGAGCCACUUAUAUGUGGAAACUCUUCAAUUGCAGGUGGCUGCCCGGUAAACUACACGUGCUUGAGUGGUGCAGGUCCCAAUCCUGACCAUGGCUAUACCAACUUUGACAAUAUGGGCUGGGCGCUGGUUAUGGCUUUCCAGAUUCUAACCAUGGACUUUUGGGAAAACCUUUAUGACAAGUGUCUUCGUUCUAUGGGAGCUUGGUAUAUAAUGUACUUUGUUGUCGGCAUAUUUUCAUGCUCAUUCUACUUGCUUAAUCUUGUUCUGGCGGUUGUCUACAUGUCCUAUCAUCACGAGAUGCUUUCAAGUGAGGACGAGGAAGUACGGCGCAAGCAAAACAAGAAAAAAGCAAUGUCAUACUCCGCUGACCAAGAUACUUUACGACGUCUGGAGCCUUUGGAACGACACUUGUAUCCCCCGGAUUACGAGGAAGAAGAAGAAGAAAAAGAACACGACGAAGACGAAACCAAUGCACAUGAAGCUCUCAUUGGUGGCUCACAGAUAAGCAACUCAUCAUGUGAACGAAAUGGCCGACUCAAAAUCCUGCACAGUAAAAUGUCCAAGUUUGUUGAGCGUCCACUAUUUGAUGGAAUAGUUACAGCUCUGAUACUAUUGAAUACAGUGGUCCUUAGCAUGUAUUACCAUGGCAUGUCACCUGAUUUAGAGUUGGUUCUAGACAUCUUAAACGCCAUAUUUACCGGCAUUUUCCUGCUAGAAAUGAUGAUAAAAAUUCUUGUCGUCGGCUUUUGGAAGUACGUUUGUAACAAGUGGAAUCUGUUUGAUGGUAUCAUUAUCCUCGCUAGCGUUGUAGCAUACUUCCAGGGAACCUCCACUGGAAUCAGCAUGUUUAGGAUAUUAAGACUGCUUAGAGUUCUUUACCUGGGUCGGUCAUGGGAAACCAUGGCAAAGCUGAUUCAAGCCAUUGCCCAUAGCGUCGAUCCCAUCCUUAACAUCACGUGUAUUCUUGGUGUGAUUAUUUAUGUAUUUGCUGUGAUGGGAAUGCGUAUCUUUGGUCCAGCAUACACUGAAGAGAAGUUUGGAGCUGGUCAAGUACCACGCUGGAACCUCAAGGACUUUUCUCACUCAUUUAUGAUGGUCUUUAGGAUAUUGUGUAGUGAAUGGGUUGAACCACUUUGGGACUGCAUGCGAGUGACUGACGCGGCUGCGUUACUCUUCUUUUUGCCUUGUCUAAUAGUUGGCAAUUUUAUUGUUCUUAACCUCUUCGUAGCUCUUCUUCUCAACUCUUUUGCAAUAAAAGAAAAUGAAACGAUUCAAAAGGAAGAGAAACCGAAGAGAAAAAGACGAUGUCGCUUAACUGAGACCAAGAAAACCCGUAUGUACGUUGCAACAUUCAGAGAAAGAUACAAACUUUAUCAAGUUAAGGUUUUGGAAAGUAGCAGAGCAACCGAACCCGGAAUUGGAUCUCCAUUACAGGAAAGAUAUUCGGACGUGACGCCAAAGGGACAUAAAAUUGAAAAUAUCAAUCUUGAGAGCAUAUCGCAAUGUGGGUCGGACAGCUGUGCAUCAUCGAGUAAUGUAGUAGAUCGUAACAAGAAUCCCAGUCCAAAACGAUAUAUCAUAGAGAUAGACGACUGCUUUCCACAGUGUUGCAUGAUUUGCUACUGCCCUUCUGGCCAACACUUUUGCUGGCUCAAGUUCCGUUGUCGUGUGCGUUGUUUUGUUGAACAUCGUUAUUUUGAAUGGUUCAUUCUCUUCACCGUCAUGAUAAGCAGUUUUAUAUUGGUAUUCGAGGACGUUCACCUUCCAGAAAAGCCAAACCUUCAACGAGCACUAGAGAUGCUUAAUUUCAUUUUCGCAAUUAUUUUUAGUCUGGAGUUUUUUCUGAAGGUCAUUGGAUUUGGCCUGGUCAAGUACUUCUCGUCUGUUUGGAACUGUCUUGACGCUCUCAUUGUAUCGGUUUCCGUUGCAUGUCUUUUUGGAAAUCCAAAUCUUUCAGUGUUUCGCUCAUUUAGGACAAUACGAGCUCUACGACCUCUCAGAGCGAUAUCGCGAUUGGGAGGCAUGAGGGUGGUUAUUAACGCUCUUUUUGCUGCUAUUCCUGGUAUUGGGAAUGUUUUGGUCAUUUCUAUCUUAUUCUGGCUUAUGUUCAGUAUCCUUGGUGUUCAGCUAUUUGCAGGUAAAUUCUUUAGAUGCGUAGAUGAGAACAAUGAAAGGUUGCCAACAAGCGUCGCACCAAACAGGACUUCAUGUCUGAACCAAACCAACUACCGUUGGGUCAACGCGAAUGUGAACUUUGACAAUGUCUGUAACGGCUUCUUAGCGCUGCUUCAAGUGGCAACAUAUGAAGGAUGGAUGGAAGUGAUGGCUGAUGCUGUUGAUUCAACCGAGGUAGAUCAACAACCGAUGUUUGAAAACAACAUGCUGGCUUAUGUGUACUUUGUAGGGUUUAUUAUCGUAGGAUCAUUCUUUGUUCUCAAUCUUUUUGUUGGUGUCAUCAUUGAUAAUUUCAACACUCUCAAGAAAAAGUAUGAAGAGAUCAGUAGUAUGGGGAUGUUUCUCACAGAAUCACAACGAAAAUGGGUGCAGAUUUUAGUAGCUGCAUCAAGAAGAAAACCACCAUCAAAAACAAUUCGCCCUUCAGAUUGCUUCCGGGGAAAGAUAUUUGAUUUAGUGACGAGUAAUAAAUUUGAAAUUUUCAUUUUAACGGUCAUCAUGAUAAACAUGGGAUUGAUGAUGGUACAACACUACAGACAACCAGAAGAUAUCUCUAACGUCAUGAAAAUUGCCAACUUCGUUCUUGUAGGAAUCUUUCUUUUCGAGGCGAUUAUCAAACUGAUUCCAAUGAGGCAUCACUACUUCAAAAAGGCUUGGAACAUUUUUGACUUUAUAGUUGUCGUGUCUUCUGUUGUAGGUAUUGUACUGGAUGAGAUGAAUACACAGUCAGGAGUGGUCAACGCUGGUCUUCUACGUGUAAUUCGUGUAUUUAGAGUAGCAAGAUUACUCAGAGUCGUACAGUUUGCCAAACGAAUACGUCAAUUAUUGGUAGCAAUUAUCAUUUCCAUACCUGCUUUGUUCAACAUUGGAACCCUUUUGUUUCUUAUCAUGUAUAUCUAUGCCAUAAUUGGCAUGGCUUCCUUUGGUAACGUAAAAAAGCAAGGAGAGCUCGACGAUUUCGUUAACUUCCAAACCUUUGGGAAAUCCAUGAUGUUGAUAUUUCGCUUGUCAACAGGAACGGGAUGGAAUGAUAUUUUGGAUGCUCUAAUGGUACAACCACCAAACUGUGAUCCAAACUAUCAAAAUCUUCCCAACGGCAACUGUGGUUACGUUGUAGAAUCAGUCUUCUAUUUAGUGUCCUAUAUUGUGGUUGUAUUUUUAAUCAUUGUUAAUAUGUACAUUGCCGUUCUUCUGGACAAUGUCAACCGCGCCCACGAAAGCGACGAAUUCGGACUAUCGAAAGAAAAAUUUAAAAGUUACUAUCAUAAGUUUGCCAACUUUUCAUUGGGUAAGCAAUACAUUCCAGUUUAUUUGUUAUCGGAUUUCCUGUCCGACUUGGAUAAACCGUUCAGAAUACCGAAACCUAACGACGAUGAAAUAAAAACAUUGGCGAUUCCAGUACGAGAAGGAAAUGUUGUCCACUGUUUUGAUGUGCUGAAGGCUCUGGUAAAAAGAACUUUACAGGAACAUGGUGAAUCGCCCGAAGCCUUUGAACAGAUAACCGUACGUAUGGAAGCGCAGUUUAAAAAAUCAUUUAGCAAGAAAGUAUCUGUUGCUAUUAUCGGAUCGACGAUGCUUCGCUUUCACAGCACGCCAAUAAAAACAACGAAUGAAAUCAGUUGAUCAAGUGCUUGCGUGGGUCUAAGCUGUGGAGGCUUUACAUCCGACAAGUGUUACUAUGGAAAGUUGUCCAUGGAUACAAAGACAAAUGCUUAGCAAACAGUUGUCAUGGCGAUCACCAACACAAGAUGGUAACACAACGUUGAGUAUAGCUGUUGUCAUAGUGAUCGAGGAAUUCUUACAAAGUAUAGUGACAUUGAAUAAUUAUUUUAUAGUCAUUUUAUUGAAUAGUUUUGAUAAAAGGGAAAUAUCAUCAUAAAGAGUAAUAUAGCUACAAUAUAAGACCAUUCGAUGAUUCCCGCGCAACAGACCAAUGCCCUAUAUUAAUAUCUGUUUAGUAAGAGUUACACUCAGUAACAUUUAUUGACUUUUUUUAGGAUGAAAAAACUUGCUCUGUUAAACAGUACAAAAUAUAUUUUCAACUAAAUAGUAGGGACUAGUACAAUUUAGUACUACUAUACAGUAAUGUUUCAUGGUUAUAGUGAGUGUACUCUACUUCUGUUCUCGUUAGAUUUUUUGUCUGUUUUAUACAUAUAGAAAACGUUUCCAAUGCUAUACAAAAUGUUUUUAUAGAUAUAAUAAUAGUUUCGAUGCUUGAUAACUUUCUAUUUUCUGAUUAGUUCAAAAAACUAAUACUUAUCUCGGUUAUCCAUACUGAUACUCUAGUUUGAAAUGUCAUACUACUGUAGUGUCCUCUGGUAUUAUCCUGCCAUAGUUAAUAGAGAUCCUGCGAAUACUAAUGAAUAUAGAGCUAAUCCGUUCUAUAACGAGCAAUAGUAAGAUGAAAUCAUUCAAUCAAUUAGGUUUUUACAAGUCAAAUAGCCUCGAUACAUCAGGAAUUUUAGUAGCUUACUAAACAUUUUUAAACCCUAACAGUCUUGGACUGUAGUCAAGACGCACUAUGCGUCAAGUACACCUGAAUUGUCAGCAACGUCAAUAAUGAUAAUAACGGUUAUUUAAUUGAAUAAACAUGAAAAUUUUCAGUAUAUA
Messenger RNA from Actinia tenebrosa (Australian red waratah sea anemone), 6191 nucleotides. RefSeq names its product sodium channel protein 1 brain. Gene Ontology annotation, cellular component: voltage-gated sodium channel complex; plasma membrane. Gene Ontology annotation, biological process: membrane depolarization during action potential; neuronal action potential; sodium ion transmembrane transport. The record is from RefSeq and is a predicted model, not a curated record. NCBI's taxonomy places the organism in Eukaryota, Metazoa, Cnidaria, Anthozoa, Actiniaria, Actiniidae. Gene Ontology annotation, molecular function: voltage-gated sodium channel activity.